GCAGCGGUGGCUGUGGUUUUGGAGCGGCAAAUGGCGGCACUUCGAAUUGACGAAGGCGAACCGGGGGAGGAAGGAGUGCAGAAAUUCUUCGACUUGUUGACACGGCUCGAAGGAGCUGAUCUGAAUUUGUACUCCUAAGACUAUUGUGGCUGCUAUACCUCCUGCCAGUCAAACCGCCAUAGCGUCGUCAAAUCUUCAUGGAAUUUCAUGAUUCAACUUGCUGCUGAUAGACGACAGCAACACGCUCCAGAUCCAAUUUACACAUCACCGUUUGAUUCAGUGACCAGAUCGUUAUCAGUAUUUGAAGCCGUCUGACAGAAAUCCGACUGUGCUCUCUAUCUCUCAUUAUAGGCACAUCUAAGCCUAUUGUGAUUAUAACAAGUGGUAUCAGAGCCCCUUGGAGCUGUCUCGACCAUGCCUAGGCCUGAGGAAGGGGGUGGCAGAGGUGUUGGAGGCAGAGAAGACGCCCAAGCACAAGGUCAACACCAAGAUCCACCCGUUGCUCCGGUGCAACCUAGCCUUGGACCCUCUAGGGAUGAGCCUAGAGUGUUUGGCCUUGACAAGUUCAACGGUGACAACUUUGCUGAGUGGUCCUUCAAGAUGGAGAACAUCUUUGACCAUUAUGAUCUGCUGGAGGUGAUGGAAGGAACGGAGAAGCACCCCGAGAACGACCCGGAGAAGAGCCCGUGGGUGCGGAAGAGCGCACAAGGCUACCUUCUACUUGGGCAAGCGUUGGGGAGCAGCCAAAUCCGUCACAUCAAGCCUUUUCAGCGUGAACCAGCAAAGGGACCAAAGGCAUGGGCUGCUCUCAAGGGUGUACACGCUCCUGCAACAGCGGCGGUGGCUGUGGUUUUGGAGCGGCAAAUGGCGGCACUUCGAAUUGACGAAGGCGAACCGGUGGAGGAAGGAGUGCAGAAAUUCUUCGACUUGUUGACACGGCUCGAAGGAGCUGACCUGAACUACAGUGACCUUCAAAAGAAGACCAAGCUGCUAGCCUUACUUCCGGACUCAUGGUCCUCGCUCAUCAUCAACCUUAAUCGAGAUCUGCCCCGUCUCUCACUCGAAGAUGUGAAGCGGGAAAUCUUACAAGAAGAUUUCCGCCGUCGCGAAUUGGCGGGUCCCGAUGGUGCCGGAGUUGCAAGCAUGGGCCGUGGGCACGGCCGUGGAAGGGGCAGAGGGCGAGGAGGCAGAUUUGGCAGCAGCAACUUCAAUGGAGGCCGUGGUAAUGGAGGAUAUGGCAGCAACAACAAUGGCUACGGGCGUGGGCGCGGUCGAUUUGAUGGCGAAUGCCACUUUUGCCACAAGACCGGCCACAUGUGGAGAGAUUGCUUCAAACUACCUGAUGGCUGGACCCCCUCUCAAGGCCAAGAGGGCAGAGGAGCAAGGGGAGGAAGAGGCAGAGGUCGUGGAGGCCGUGGUGGCCGUGGAGGCGAAGCGGCAAGCAUGAAAGGUGGAGACUACGACAAGGACUCGAGUGAAG
Closterium sp. NIES-67 is the source of this 1480-nucleotide messenger RNA. NCBI's taxonomy places the organism in Eukaryota, Viridiplantae, Streptophyta, Zygnematophyceae, Desmidiales, Closteriaceae. The record is from the annotation of a GenBank genome assembly.